AUGGCCGCGCGGAACGCCUCAGCUAUCCAGUUUACGAGCCCCUCAAUCGAUCACGAGUUCUGGAAGGAUUUCAGCGAAGAAGAAUGCACGUGGCUGUACACGCCGCUGACGUCCUUGGGCCUAGAUCACGAGUUCUGGAACGAUUUCAGCGAGGAGGACUGCACGUGGCUGUCUGGCCCCCUGGACUUCCCGGCGCCUGCAGAUACAUCCAUCAAUCAUGCGUUCUGGAAGGACUACAGCGAGGAGGAGCAGACGUGGCUGCGGCAGCAGCGGCUGCACGCCGUUGCGGUGCGCGUGGGGCGGUUGAACGAGGACGAGCAGAGCACUGCGCGCUCCCCCCGUGCGUCGCUGGGCUUCUCCCCGCUGCGACCCACCAAGCCCGUGAGUCAGCCGCGCAGCAACACGCCCGUGAGUCAGCCGCGUAGCAACAUGCCCGUGAGUCAGCCGCGCAGCAACACGCCCGUGAGUCAGCCACGCAGCAACACGCCCACGCCCACGCACGUCAUGGGUGCACGCGCUGCUGUCACCACCGCCGUUCUAAAGAGGGCUGGUGUCAGCAACGCUGAUGUUAAGACUGCUUCCGUGAGGAGCGUCGCUGUGAAAAGCGUUCCUGUGAAGGCCGCAGUUUCAGCAGCGAAGGCAAUACGUGUAUCUGCAGCUGCACCAGCCAAGGCUGCUGCUGCUAGAAGCAUUCCUGCUAAGCCUGCAGCUGCAGCAGCUAAAGGAGCACCAGCCAAGGCCACUCGUGUGACGCCUGCAGCUGCAAGCAGUGUUGCUGCUAAGAGCAGCCCAGCGGGGUCGGUGGCAACAAAAGCAGCAGGAUUGAAGACGAGGGAGCAGGGCAAUAGGAGGGCAGAACACAUGGCGGUGCGUGCAGUAGCAGGGAAGGCGGCAUUGGGAAGAGUGGAGGCAGCAGGAGGGCGAGCAGCAGGUUCGGGCGAGAGUUCAGGGCGUAGUGACGGUGGUGCGACUCUAAUCCCUCAGCCUGGGCAGAGCAGGGCAGCACACACGGCUGCAGCGGCUAAGGCAGUGCACGCUGCGCCUCACAGCACUCGUAAACCGGCUGCUCCAGCAGCAGCAGUGCCCGCCACUCGCAUUCCCAAGCCACGCACAGCAGCACUCCUGGGAAGCAGUGCUCGGGUGUUGUGGGAGAGAUGGCAGGAGAGGUGGAGGCAUGUGGUCAGCCGGAAGGUGGUAUGUGCUGUGGGGAGGCUCGUGGCUGAGGAUGGCGAUGGAUCUGCUGCAAUAGAGUCCAUGUGCCGCCCAAUGCCUAUCGUGCACCACCUUCCUAGUCAGAUUCCUAUUGCAUCCCCGCUGUCAUUUUCCCAUUGCCCCUUUUCCACAGCCACCUCCCUCUUUGCCAUCUGUCCCAUUGACCCGGAGUACGAUGACUGGCAAGGGUACGGCGGCGGGCGGGCGCACGGCGACGAGCCGGAGUACGGCGACGAGCAGGAACGCGACGAUGAGCCGGAGUAUGGCGGCGAGCAGGAACACGGCGACGAGCCGGAGUACGGCGGCGAGCGGGAGCACGGUGACGAGCAAGAAGACGGUGACCCUCAGCAGGAGGGCAACGAUCUAGCGCCGGUGGGGCCCCACGUACCGAGCGGAGCCGUGGAGGGAGAGCACGCGCCCAGCGCGGAACACGCCGACACCGCAGCGGCAGCAGAAGAAGAAGAGGGAGAGGCGCGAGAGGAGGGGGCACGUGCCGCGGACUCCGAGCGUCUAGAAAGGAGAUACGCCCCCGACGCGCUGCAGCAGGAAGUCCGGAUUCGUGAGGGAGGGGCCCGGACGAUGCAGUCGCGGGGAACGCGCGGACGAAGCGGUGCAGAGGACAGGCGCACGACAGGAACUCCGCGUCGGCGAGCGGAGACGAGGGACGGAAGCUCGCGCUCGCCCAGAGAACCGCCGCCGAGGGCCGAUCGGUACGGAGGCGCGGCAGGAAAGCGGGGAGGAGGGAGGAGAAUGUGGUUCACUCGGCGGCGCCACCGCGGGCACCUGGAGGAAGCCGUGGGAGAGAGCAUCGCUCGCCAAAGACACAGCGGCACUGGGAGGGGCGACGGGAAGAAGGAUCACGCUCACCGCACGAGCGGCAGUAGUGGGGGGCAGGGCACAGAGGGGUGUCGCGGUCGCCCGACCAGCGUCGUUGGCGAGAAGGAAGGCGGGAGGAAGCAGACCGCACGCAGCCAGGCGCACGGCAGCAGGGCAAGGGCAGGGAGGAAUGGUCGCCAACCCCAGCGAGACGUCAGCCGCGUGAAGCCGGCCACCGGGAAUGGGAGCAGAGUCAUUAUUCGCCUGCGUGACGAUGGGAACGGGCGGGGAGGGAAGAGGGUCAGUGGGGCCAGUCAAGGGAGACGCGCGGAGAGCAGUUGGAGAGCAGGGCCAAGACAGGCAGCUUGGGCAAGGGGCUGA
Messenger RNA from Closterium sp. Naga37s-1, 2409 nucleotides. Lineage: Eukaryota; Viridiplantae; Streptophyta; Zygnematophyceae; Desmidiales; Closteriaceae. The record is from the annotation of a GenBank genome assembly.